AUGUUGAACGCAAAGGGAGUUGAAAGUGGAGAAGGGAGAGAAGGGGAUUGGGAGUGCAGCAGUUGCAACAACAGGAACUACGCUUUCAGAUCAUUCUGCAAUCGAUGCAAGCAACCCCGCCUCCUCGUCGAUACCAAAACCCCCGCUGAUUCCAAGUGGCUUCCUCGUAUUGGCGAUUGGAUCUGCACCGGUUGCACUAACAACAAUUAUGCAUCAAGAGAGAAGUGCAAGAAGUGUGGACAACCUAAGGAGGUAGCAGCCAUGCCAGCAAUUGCGAUGACUGGAACAUCUUUCCCCGCUUAUUCACAUUAUUAUUCCAGGGCCCCAGGGGGACCAGAACAAAAGAUGAAUAUUGGAUUGCUUGGCAGUGGUGCGCCAUCACAGUCACUACAUUUAAACUCCAGUUGGCCCAUUCCUGGGGCAGAUAAGUAUGGUGUCCAGCCAAUUUCCAUAUGGUUACCAGGUGGAAAUUAUGGCUCUGGACAUCCUCUUGAUAAUUCCACCAGCCAGAACCUAUCUGUUCCGAAGGGAUGGCGCAGUGGGGACUGGAUCUGUAACUGUGGCUUCCACAAUUACUCUUCCCGCUCUCAGUGUAAAAAAUGCAAUGCUUUUCCACCUGCACUUGGUACAAAGCGGUUAGCCUCUGAAGAGUUGGCUUAUGACUGGGACAACAAGAGAUUGAAUGUAGGAACUACAAAUGAUCAGCAUCGGACCUAUACAAGUUUGGAUCAAGUGGUAGGGACAGUUGCAGAUCCAAAACCUGGAGUCUUCCCCUCUUAUCCCAGCAUGAACUCAAGUACAGCUCCAAGUUUGCCAUUGGCCACACUUAUUCCACCUCAAGUCUCUACACCUGCCCUCCUUGGAAAAGGAGCAAAGCAAUGGCGUAGUGGAGACUGGAUGUGCUCAAAUUGCAACAAUCAUAAUUAUGCUUCAAGACUACAGUGUAACAGGUGCAAAACACAAAGAAUGGCCCCCAUGCAACCUGUUAAUGUUGUGUAA
Molecule: messenger RNA, 999 nt
Organism: Sphenostylis stenocarpa
Lineage: Eukaryota; Viridiplantae; Streptophyta; Magnoliopsida; Fabales; Fabaceae
Source: the annotation of a GenBank genome assembly